Rhodofomes roseus is the source of this 1197-nucleotide messenger RNA. RefSeq lists its product as uncharacterized. Bases 425 to 1108 code for a protein of 227 amino acids. The transcript has 3 exons. The record is from RefSeq and is a predicted model, not a curated record. NCBI's taxonomy places the organism in Eukaryota, Fungi, Basidiomycota, Agaricomycetes, Polyporales, Fomitopsidaceae.
UUCGAAAAUCCCUUUUGUGACACUCAUCUUCCAGCGAGUUCCACUUUCCGUCACCACUAAGGGGACCAUGUUUCGGAGGGCAUACUCAAGGGCAUGCUUCUUUUGGAUCUAUACGUAACCCACCGCCCAUCCCCGAGUCAGGCUGCCGCGUCCGUCUCGAAUGACUCACCCAGAGUCCUCCGGCCGGCCGGCCGCAUCCGUCAGAGGUCCGCGCGCUGCAUCGAUGGAGGCCCAGUUACUACGAACAAGCCAAAGUUGUCGCUUGGGCCUCAGGCCUCAGGUACCGAAGUCCCCUAUAAAGUUCUUGAUCACCAGGUUGUCAGGUCUCUCUGUGUUCGAUCCGCUCGCAACCUUGAACUUCAGGUUUGCCGCCAUCCCUCUCUCGACGUCAUUCCUUCCACUUCCCGCUCGUUGAAUCAUUGUCAUGCUGUCGUUUUCCGCAGUUCUAUCAGCCCUUUUUUAUGCGCGUUACGUGUCUGCUCUCACGACGCUAUUCAUCCCUGGUUUCGACCCUCAGCCUGUCACUGCGAACCUUCUGGGUACUCAGGAUGGUUUGACAUCCUAUGUCAUCGCUCCGGGCAUGUCCACCAGUGGCAUCCCUGAUGAACAAGGGUUCUACGGACCAGCCACCCUCGUCGUCGGCGCGAGUACCGCUGCAGUCACGUAUGUAGAAGACACCCUCGGCUUGGCCAUGUACGAGAACUGCCAGCUCGUCGACGGACAGGCCGUUUGCGAAGAAGUCAUCAUCCAAAUGGGCUCGGACGGGUUCACCACGACGGCAACAGAGACGCAGCCGAUUGAGUCUUUCGCCGUGCAAGGUGGUGGCUCGGCCUCCGGCAGCGAUGCCAUCCAGACAUCCCCAGUUCCGACUGGCGACUUUGCGACUUGGACGCAGCCCCCCUUAUGGACUUCGGCGUAUUCAACUCUGGGUGGGUCAAAACCCUGGUCGCCGUCUGCUUCUACGGCCUCGUCGUCGCCCUCGGGGACGUCCGGGUCGACCAUUCCCACUUCCACUGCGAACACCAGCGGCGCUAUAUACCUCCACUCAUCUGGCCUCCUCGCCGCGGUCAUUGCAGGAAUGGUUGGUGCUUUCACUGCGGUCGCCUGAGGCCUGAGUAGGCUAUGACGCACAACUGCAACCUAGUUAUUGGUCGCGGUACGCGGUGUACAGCACUAGAGUGUACUCGCCGCCAUUCU